AUGCAAAGAUCGCCCGCACGCCGUUGGUAUUUACCCAGCGACACCGGCUCGCGAACCGUUUCACGAAUCGAAGCGAAACAGACGGAAAGAAGGAACGAGAAAGGGGAAGAUGGACACGAGGGGCCUGGACACGAGGAACGGAGACGCGAGGAACAGAGACACGAGCAGAGGUCGUUGGAGAGGGGCCAGAGGAGAGUCGUCGAGAAGUCCAAGAGGGCUUGGAAACGGGGUGGAGGUGGUAGCGAUGGUGGUGGUGGUGGAGGUGAAGCUGGUGGAGGUGGUGGUGGAGGUGGUGGUGGUGGUGGUGGUGGUGAGAGUGGUGGCGGGCCGAAAUAG
This is a messenger RNA of Apis laboriosa (Himalayan honeybee), 336 nucleotides long. RefSeq names its product adult-specific cuticular protein ACP-22-like. The transcript has a single exon. Bases 1 to 336 code for a protein of 111 amino acids. Lineage: Eukaryota; Metazoa; Arthropoda; Insecta; Hymenoptera; Apidae. The record is from RefSeq and is a predicted model, not a curated record.